AUGCCCUCGGUUCUCCUCUUCUCCGGCCUCCCGCUGGACGUGCGCGAGACGGAUUUGGCGGAACUGCUCACCGCCGAGCCGAUCCGCCUCGCCCCGGCCAGUAUUGCCGUCACGGCGCUGUUUAAUAAGACGGCGACGUUCCUCGGUACUUUCCUCGUUGAGGUUGGAUCGGAUGGGGAUGCGGAGCGCGUGCGUCGCCAGUUCUCGGGACAGGUCAUUGAUGGAUCACACACCCUCGCGGUACACCACGUCCUCCCCGCCAACGCCACGCUCCCCACCACCCCUAGAGCCGUGAUCCCCGCCUUUGGUACCACUGUUAAGGGCAGAAUCUCUCCUGCUGCUCCCGCGCCCGUGCCGGCGCAGAAGGCCAAGUGGCCGACGGCAAAGAAUGUCAAGGACGACCAGCGUGCUCCGGGACUUAGGCUCCUCUCUCGUCUUGGGAAGGGCGGCAAGGCUGGCGAGAAGGAGCGCCAGAAGAUCCUUCUCGACAAGCAGCGUAAAGCCGUCGCCAGAGCCAACCCGGGCGAGGCGCUGCUCUCGCGCCUGGCCAAACCGGCCAAGGGCAGCCCCGCGGCCAAGAAGACGGCCGCAACGGUGCAGAGCAAGAAAGCGGGGGCAAAGGGAGCUGACAAGGUGUCACGCGCAAAAAAGGCAGCCAGCAAGCCUGCGGCGAUGGAGGUGGACAAAGCGCCAAAGCCCAAGGCUCUGGAGGCGGUACCCAAGGCCAAGCCGAAGACACAGCAUGACCUGGACGAGGAGAUGAAGGCGUACGAGCGGCAGCGGCGCUUCGCAUAG
This is a messenger RNA of Cutaneotrichosporon cavernicola, 795 nucleotides long. RefSeq lists its product as uncharacterized. The record is from RefSeq and is a predicted model, not a curated record. Bases 1 to 795 code for a protein of 264 amino acids. The transcript is spliced from 4 exons. Lineage: Eukaryota; Fungi; Basidiomycota; Tremellomycetes; Trichosporonales; Trichosporonaceae.